Molecule: messenger RNA, 1710 nt
Organism: Alternaria alternata
Lineage: Eukaryota; Fungi; Ascomycota; Dothideomycetes; Pleosporales; Pleosporaceae
Product: SGNH hydrolase
Exons: 3
Coding region: 398-1666 (422 amino acids)
Source: RefSeq, a predicted model, not a curated record
AGUCAUGAUUUUAUCAUAUAAACUAUUGUUGUUCGGGAGCAACUUCAAAGAUAUGCAAAUACUCAUUCGUGGAACAACGCUUGACACGAUCUCAAGUUGGUCUGAGCCCCCGGCUAUUCUCAGGACAAAAGGCAGUGGCUAUAAGACGAUCAUCCUAUACCCUGCGGAAUUAAUCACUUCCAAACGCCCGCUCGCUCGAGAGCUGCCUCCCCACAUCAUUUGCGGUUGUCGCAUUGACAAAGUAGCCGCCUCUACUGAAAUUGGAGAUAAAUUGCAGUACGCAAUGUGACCGAGCAAAAGCUUGUUUCGAAAUGCUAAAUGAAGUGGUCAAAAGCCAGUCGAAUGCCGCAAUGUUUCCUUGUCAUCCAGGUCGCUAGUGUUCCCGUUCUACGUCCCGAUGAUUUAUACGUCACUCCUUUCUGUCACUUUAGCAACGCUUUCUUUGAUAUCGCCGACUGUCAAUGGGCGUGCGAUUGAAGCUGUCGAGAAGCGACAAGAUGCGUCGCAUUGGAUUAACACUUGGACCAGCAUGCCGCAAUUGGUAGAAGCGAGCAACAUGCCGCCAGCGCAAUUCAGUUCCGGAAGUGUUCUCCGAGAUGCGACACUCCGCCAAACCCUCCACAUGUCUGUCGGCGCCCCGAAGAUCAAAAUCACAAUCUCCAACACCUUUGGUGGCUCUGAUCUCCCCAUAACCGCAGGUCCCGUUGGGCUUCCAGCAGGUGGUGCGGCGGGUGUUAGUGGCAUUCCAGCCUCGCCACUGGCAGCCAUCACUGUUGGCGGGAAAAGCAGCUUUACUGUGCCCAAGGGCCAGGUUGUUAUCAGCGAUGAAAUUUCUUUCGAAGUCAAACCGCAGAGCAUGCUCACAGUGAGCUUGUACAGUCAGCAGGGGCAGAGCGGAAGCAGUAUCACUGGUCAUCCGGGCAGUAGGACGACUAGUUGGUUUGUGAGUGGAAACAAGGUCAAUACUACGACUUUCUCUGGAACUUCCAGUGUGCACUGGUACUUCGUCAGCGCCGUUCAAGCCUACGUACCAACCAACACCAACUCUAUGAUGGUCCUUGGCGACAGCAUCACCGAUGGACGUGGUUCAGAUGACAACAAGAACAACCGCUGGCCCGACCUCGUACUCGCCCGACUUCAAUCUUCCAACCACACCAACGUCGCCAUCUGUAACCAAGCUGCAGGCGGCAACACAGUCUUAAGCGGCGGUCUGGGCCCACCCCUCCUAACUCGCUACAAGCGCGACGCCAUCGAUCAGCCCGGCGUGAAAUGGGUCAUGGUCUUUGAAGGCGUCAAUGAUAUCGGGGGCGGCGCUGAUAAUGCCGCCACGCAAACCUCCAUCGGUGAUGGCCUCAUCGCUGCGUUCAAGCAGAUCGCUGCUGAUGCGAAGAAGGCCGGUUACACCACGAUCGGUGGGACGAUUACGCCUUUUGCGGGAAACAGCUAUCAGGGUGCUGAGAGGGAGAAGACAAGGAAGAGGGUGAACAAGUGGAUCCUGGAGAGUGGGAACUAUGAUUUUGCAGUUGAUAUUGCGGGUAUGGUCGCGAAUAAAGCGAAUACCGAGCAGUUGGAUCCGAAGUACAAUGGGGGUGAUGGGUUACAUCCAAAUGUCGCGGGGUAUCAGGCGAUUGCUGAUGCGUUUCCAGUUGAUAUCUUCAAUUCGUGAGGCAAAUCGGGCUUAGGAUAAUACAAUUCUUUGGUAUAGCGCAU